GAAAGCUGAUAAAUAAAAAUUCCCAGAGGAUAGGCUAGGCCUAGGCCUAUGUUUGUUUAUAUUUCACCGAUGCUCUCAGAAUAAAUUCUUGAUUUCCCGACCAUCGUUAUGGACUCUUUACAUGCAGAACAGUUUAAAGAUGAAAUUCGAAGGUUGCAAACUGUGAACCAAGCUCUCCAGGAAGAGUUAACGCAAGUGCAGGCUGAUAAAGAGUUUGUGUGGUCACUAUGGCGACGGAUGCAGGUAGCAAAUCCAAACAUCGCUCAGGCUGUGGGCAUGGUGGUUCAAAGGGAAAAAGAAAAAUCAGAAAUGAAAGAUCGGAAAGUACUUCAGAUUUUGCAAGUGAAGGAUGACCAAAUUGCUGAAAAUUCUAAGGUUAUUGCACAACUCCAGCAGCAGUUGGGUGAGAUUUCUUCACAGUCAGAGCAUGAUGCAGAAAAUAGAGAGAAGAUUCUAGAUCUGCAAACCAGGAACAGGGAACUGCAGCUCAGGAAGGAAGAGGUAGAGAGCAUGCUUGAGGAGGAGAUCACAAAAAGUGAAAGUCGAGAGAAAACUCAUACAGAAGAACUUGCAAGAAUCACACAUGAGAAAGCUGAAUUGGAACUUAACAUUGAAUCUUUAUCCCAACGUGUCAUCAAAGCCCAAGAGGAGAUAGACAAACUACAGGAGGUCAGAGUUAAGGGUCUUGAAAAGGAUGUGGUGCGUUUAGAUAGACGAGCCACUCAAGCAGAAAUACAACUGAAGGAGAAAUCUGAGGCCCUUUUACAAUCUGAGUCAAAAGUGAUGAACCUCACCAAGAAGGUUAAUAAGGUUGAAGGUGAUUUGCAUAUUGCAAGGAGUGAAUUGAGUGAAGUAAGGGCAAGCCAUCAGCAGGGAUUACAGCACUCGGCCCAACAGGCAGACCUUAUUCGACAGCUACAAGCUCUUCAGCAUGACACCCAAAAAGUUAUCAAAAGCCAGGAAGAUGUUCAUCAUAUACAUACAAGUUCAUACGAAAAGAUGUAUAUUGAGUUAAAAGUGAAAUAUGACAAGUUGGUAUUGACUGAAAAGCACCUGCAACAGAAACUGAAAGAAUUGAUUAAGCCUGUAUCCACAAUGCAUGUACAAACACAGGUUAGUCCAGGACGCUCUGCCUCACGGCAAGUGCCAUUGGCAAGAGGUGGUGGUAUGGACAGGCAGAGCAGACCAAGACAGAGAGGUCAAACAUUCAACGGAAUUGGUGUACAAGACAUGGAAUUGAUGAGACAAGAACCUGCAAGUAGGGUGAGACUUGAGGACAAAUUUAGGGAGCCAUUCAGACGAUCGCAAUCAGCCUCACCAAGCCAUGGACAGAGUUCUUCUGAAUCGCUAUGGAGGAGUGAUGUAAGACAUGAGCUGAAGAAGAAGGAAAGAGCCCUAGAAGAAAACUAUGAAAGAAAGAUGUCUGAUCUUAGAAAACUCCUAAAACUUAAGAAUGAUGAACUGGAGACGAUGAGGAAAGUGCACAAUAAGAGGUUUCAUAGGUUGAAGAUUUUACAGGAGGACUGUACCAUCCUCAGAGAGCAGAUCAGUACUUACGAUGAAGAAGAACUGAAACCUACAAAAUCUAGAAAGCAUCAAAGAUCCAAUUCCAAACAACUUCAACAAGAGAACAGUGAUACAGUGUGGAAUGAGCUAGCUUACUACAAAACAAAGUAUACACAACUCAACAAAGAGAGAAUUGAUAUUCACGAGGAAGUUGAUAGACUCCGUGUUCAGACAGCAUCUGAUGCCACUACAAUUGCUGACUUAACAAGGUGUCUGGAGCAGGAAAGACUAGAUUUGCAAGGAGUUUUUGAAAAACAAAAUGCAACAUUAAAACUCUAUGAAAAGGAAAACCUGAAAUUUGAAGAGCAAUGCAGCAAGAAUAAAUUGUUGAAACAACAGCUUCAAGAUGAAAGGAAUGCGAAGGAGAAACUGGUUGCUGAUCAGCUGUUGAUUGAAAGAGAGGCACGAACUGCCAGGGCUGAUCUAACUACUGCAAAAAUAGACUUACUGAGUUGCGAGACAGAGUUGCAAGGCAAUAAACAAGAGAUUCACCGUCUGAGAAGAAAGAUAAAACGAAAGAAUAAAAAAUGGAAACAAUUAAACUCUGAUAGAAUGAUGGGAGCAAAAACUCCUAAACAGCACCAAAUACUUUUGAAUAAGUCCAUCUCAAGAAUGAAAGAGUUAAUUCCAGAAUUUGAGGAUGCUGAAUGGGAAGAUGUGGACUCAGACAGUGAUGGUAUUGAUAGCAGCAACACAGAGAGUCUAGGGCAACAUAUCAAGCUUACAGCCAGCAGAAUGUCUGCAAACAGGUCUUUUCUCAUGGAAUCCCCAAAAUCCCCCCGAGAGUUAAUUUCAGUUGAAACUUUCUUGCGCCGAAUGGCUAAAGCCUAUGAAGGGAAAUCAGCUGAGAAGACAAUAUUAAUGUCUGUUGCAACUCAAACAGAACGAGUUCAAGAGGCAGAGAUGAAGAUCCUAAGGGAUUCUUUGCUUGAACAUCAUGAUGAAACAUCAUCAAUGACAGGAAGCGAUGUAAGCAGCGCCAGCACUAUUAUUGCCUCAUCCCCCAAGAUUGAGCAACAACAUGCAUCAACAUCACCGCAUGUCCCCCUAACCAAGCUGCACAAAAUGCUUGCCAAGACCUAUCGUAGCCAGUCUGGGUUUGAGCCAACUAUUGGUAGCUUAAAGAACAGACUUGCAUCACUUCAGCAGCAGGUUGCAGCCACUAAAAAGUCAAAAGCAAUGCUUCAGAAAUCUGUAGACGAACUGACAGAAAAAUGUCAACAACUUCAAGCUGAGUUGAGCCUAAGUAACCAGAGGAUGAAAAUAGGCAGGCAAACCAUUCAACGGUUAACAGGAGAACUUGAGGAAAGCCAUCAUGAAACAGAGCUAAUCAAACAUCAACUUGAAGCCAACAGAAGGGAAACUAACACAGGCUUGAAACAAAUAAAACAUAGUGACACUGAUUGGAAAGACCUAGAAUCACGAAUCAAGAGCCAGUCUAGUGAACUGUCACGUCAGAGUUUGGUGAUUAAGAGCUUGAGAAGUGAAAAUGAUUCACAAACCCAGCAGAUCAAGAUACUGCAAGAUAGAAUUAAUCAUAAUGAGCGUGAUUUAAACCAGAAGAGGUCACUUAUGGAAGAUUUGAAAGCCAGGGUGAAAGUCGCAGACAAGAAGGACAAAUCAGACAACACUUAUUUGAGAGGGUUGGAAGAUAAACUGCAUGAUGUAACCGACGCCUGUGAAAAGAAAAAAACUGAAAUUAAUUCCUUGCGUAAAAGACUUGCCACGAUGACAAAAGAGAAACACAAAUAUGAAGAACUGCAUUAUCAAUUACAGGAAGAACUUAAAUUAACGAAAGCAGAUUUACGAAAAAUGUGCACUGACAAAAACGAAGCUGAGAAAACUGCCGUGGAUCUUGAAAAAACUGCAAUGAAACAAUUACAAAAUAUGACUCAACAAACUGAACAUAUAAUAGCAUCAGCUGACAAGAAGCUAACACACGAGGUACAAAAGCAUUGUCAGCUAAAGAUGGCCAUUGUGAUGUUAGCUGAGGAGUUUAUGAACCAGACCAAAGAUGCAAGAGAAUUGGUUCACCAGAUGAAGAAGUCUUUAGGUGAUCGAGGUAAGAUGGAUUCAUCUCUGACAAAGGCUCAGUCGAUAGCAUCCUCUAUUCUGGAUCUAACAGCAUCAGAUGUUGAGGAACUUAUGACCUUGGAAGAUUUUGAAGAACAUAAGAAAUUGGAAGGUAUGUUAAAGAAUGAAAGAAGAAAAGAUGAAAGAUGGAUGAAACAAUUGGAGAGUUUACUCAAUUCUCAGACUCACUUUGCCCAGAAGGUUUUUCAGAUGCUUAUGGAGAAGAUUAUAGAGCGAGAUAAAUUACUUUCAAAAGUUGAGGAAAGAGGAGCUACAGUAGGUACAUGAAAAUACUGACGAUGAUUGAUUGUACUGCUUCUACAGAUAUUCAUUUAUCUUAACUUGGAGAGAAAAAUCAAUCUUUUAAGAAAAAAGAAAAUGUGUUUGCCACAUAACGUUAUAUACUAUAAUUUUCUUUGUUAGUGUGUUGUUGGUUUUAAGUAUUUAAAUAUGAUGUAUAGUGUCCCAAAGAUUUUUGACGUCUUUUGUGUCUUGCCAAGGAAAGCAAUUUUCAGGAUUUAACAAAAUUGGUAACAAAUAAUAAUAAUAACAAUAACAAUCAUUAUUUUAACUGCUACAGUAUUUUAAAAUUUAAAAACAAAUGUUUAGCAUUAUACCUGUACAGUGUAUUGGAUUUCAAGUUUGAAUUAUAGAACUAUAGAGGGCGGUAUUUCAACUAAUUUGGACAAUUAAAAAUUAUUAUACUCUCUGUAGAGAAUAUUAACACCUUUGAUUGGUUUACUUUGAAUAUGCCUUAAAAUAAAAUAGUAUAUUGUUUUUUGGGGUUGAUUCUAUCAUCGUUUUUGUAUCAAAUAUAAGAAGUUAAAUAAAUUGCUAUAUUUUAGUA
Molecule: messenger RNA, 4486 nt
Organism: Anneissia japonica
Lineage: Eukaryota; Metazoa; Echinodermata; Crinoidea; Comatulida; Comatulidae
Product: centlein-like
Exons: 34
Coding region: 109-3927 (1272 amino acids)
Biological process (GO): centriole-centriole cohesion; protein localization to organelle
Cellular component (GO): centriole; centrosome
Source: RefSeq, a predicted model, not a curated record